This is a messenger RNA of Wyeomyia smithii (pitcher-plant mosquito), 7368 nucleotides long. Its product is annotated as feline leukemia virus subgroup C receptor-related protein 2. Gene Ontology annotation, cellular component: membrane. Gene Ontology annotation, biological process: transmembrane transport; heme export. The record is from RefSeq and is a predicted model, not a curated record. The transcript has 10 exons. Gene Ontology annotation, molecular function: heme transmembrane transporter activity; heme binding. The coding region runs from base 1936 to 3357 and encodes 473 amino acids. Lineage: Eukaryota; Metazoa; Arthropoda; Insecta; Diptera; Culicidae.
AGCAGUCGCGCAGUGUUUCUCAUUUGGAACGGUUUACGUUAACAUUCUCUACCUUCAGGCUGGUAGCGUUCAUUGCGUUGAAUGUUGCAGCUAUACGUUUUGCAUCAUUCAGGCACUUUGUGUUAGCGAGUUUCGGUAGCAAAAACUGUUUAGUUCAAUGCAAAACUACAUUUCUUAUCAACACCGAUAAUCUGUUGAGUGAAACUGAGCCGAUCAUUCUCAUCGGCAUUGUUUUGGCGUGAGUAAACAAUCCUUUGUCGGUGGUAGUAAGUUUGUGGGUGAUUCGACAUUCUGCUGGCCACACUGCCCAAUGAUAAGAUUGAUCAAAACAUUCAGUCGUGCAUCUCGCUGGAGUUUGGACGGACGUCUCAGCACGUGUACGCUGUGCCUCUUCGCGAUUGGGGUCCUCUUUUACAGCAUCCGGCGAGUCGCUAGGAUCGGUUGGCACAAAGCCGAAGGCUAGAAGUCUAUCGCCACAGCGGCGGCCGUACGAACGCGUCACUCGCGUUCCAUUCGUCGCUCGGACUGCACGUGUUUUUCGCUAUUUGGCGCACUAUUCAUUGUCGUUUCGCUUUCGGUAUUCUUGAUAAGUUUGUUACGGGUAACAGAAGAUAGAGAAAAAAAAACCCAAAGUGUUGACUGAGGAAGAACUUUUAAGUUUCUGUUAAUUUCGCUUGGAUUACACUGUUGCAAAGGUUGGUGAUUACUCUGGUGUCACCCGCUAUUGAGGGUUUUCAGUUCGCUGAUAAGACUGUGGCCGUCGAUUACUUUAAGUCGGUUCCAAGCAGUAUAAUACUUUGUAACGUCAAUCAACAGGAAUUUAAGCUUAUUUAUCUGGAGUGCUAUGAAUGGCGUGAGCAUAAUUAUCGUCAAUGUUCGGUGACUGAUGAAGAAACGUGGUUCUUUGAUAAGAGUGAGCUACAAUUGAGGCGGUUUAUAUAGUACACGGGUGUCGUAAUUGUGUCGAAUGAUUGUUUAUAACAGUUGCAAUAAAAUGAUUUGCACAAGUGACGCUGAAACCAGGAAGACCAGUUGAAAACAAGUUUCGGUCAACCGGACAACCAUCGCAUAUUAAGCAUCCGACGGGGGUUACAAGUUGUUUCAGCUCUUAGACAACUCAUUAAAACUUCGUCAUUCGGUGCAUCGAAGUCACUCGAAGGGCCCAGCCGUUACAGGAAUGCUAUCGUAGCUUCCGGAUAAACACACCGGUAGCAUCGUAUUCCCCGGGUGUUACCCGCCAUCCGCCACCACCCAAAGGUUCGAGAAGAUCUUCGCUAGUUGCUGGAGAAAGAAAAACGCUAGCAUAUCUGCCGUUGGCUGUAGUAUUUUCUUUUCCUACAAGCAUUUCCAAUUUCAACCCGUUAGGAGGAAAUCAAUUUAACCGGCACAAAGCAGGAAGGAAGCUCUCUUGCUCUUUCGAAGCAUCACCUGUUCGGUGUGCUACCGAAUCUGGCAGCGCCAUAAAGUGAUAAACCAAUAGUUCUUAGUAUUAUAUUAAUAUAUAACGAACUCGAAAUUGGAACGGGAAAGCGACAGAAGAGAAGCGGCCAAGAGUAUCCAUCCUAAUGAUGCGGUUGAAAUCGAUUAUUGCUCUAUUUUCAGAACAAUAAACGAGCCUUGAAAAUGAAAAUACACACAGCGUGGAUAUAAAUGCAGCGGGGAAAACAUAAUCAACGGAAAACUAUUUUGCACACGCCCGACUUCGUAUAGAAUAGAAUAGUAGAAAAAUGACAAUAAUGAUGGUACCUUAUAGUAAAUAGAUUCUACCUUGCUCACGAAUAUAUUUUGUAUAUAACUGAAAGCCAAAAGAGGCGCUCCACGCAAUCAGUAACAGGCGAGAAAAUCUGAAACAUAAAGCCCCAGCCCCCGGGGGUGGGAUCUGUUUGACAAUAUAGACCCUUGGAGCAACCGAAAACCGCAGGCAGCACCCGAAGCAUGGACCUGAAGCACUCGAACGUACCGGAAGUGACGGUGGUGGCGGAUGCCUACAUGCCAGGCAGCAAAUCCUCCGAUCUGAUCAAACCGUCCACCAAUGGAUCCAGCGCUACGCUAGACAAGCCCACGUUGGCCCCAGGCGAAUUCAAGGUCUACAAGCGACGAUGGCUGGUGCUGGCAAUCUUCGUGAUGUAUUCCGCCUCCAAUGCGCUGCAGUGGAUUCAAUACAGUAUUAUUGCAAAUAUAGUUCAGAGAUACUAUGACAUUACGAGCACAUGGGUCGACUGGACGUCGAUGAUAUUCAUGAUUCUCUACAUUCCGCUCAUUUUUCCGGCAAGCUGGAUCCUGGAUAAGCUGGGUCUACGCAUUGCUGCCAUUAGUGGCGUCCUUGGAACCUGCCUGGGCGCUUGGAUAAAAUGCUUCUCCGUGCGGCCCGAUCUGUUUUGGGUGGGCUUCAUCGGCCAAUCCAUUGUGGCCGCCUCGCAAGUGUUCAUCCUCUCGCUACCGGCCAAGGUGGCUGCGGUGUGGUUCGGCCCGGACCAGGUCUCUUCCGCGUGCAGUAUUGGUGUGUUUGGAAAUCAGCUUGGUAUCGCGAUUGGUUUCCUGGUGCCUCCAUUGUUGGUGGAAAAUCACGACGACAUCGAUCUAAUUGGGACCGACCUGAGGCUAAUGUUCUACAUCGUGGCGGGAUUUACGAGCGUACUCGUGAUUUUGGUGCUCGUGUUUUUCAAAGCCGCCCCUCCAACCCCUCCUUCGGCGGCCCAGGAAGCAACCAAGACCCCGAAUCCGCUGCAAUCAUCGCCGUUUUUGCAUUCCAUUAAGCGACUGAUGCUGAACAGAAACUACGUCCUCCUGCUGAUAUCGUACGGAAUGAACGUCGGCGUAUUUUAUGCCAUCUCAACCCUUCUCAAUCAGAUCGUCCUAACUCACUACCCGGGCCAUGAAGUGGAUGCCGGCCGCAUUGGAGUCUGCAUCGUGUUUGCCGGUAUGUUGGGAUCCGUGGCUUGUGGCAUUGUGCUGGAUAAGACCCAUCGAUUCAAGGAAACUACGCUGGCCGUUUAUAUAUUCACCAUGAUUGGAAUGUGGAUCUAUACGUUUACUCUAUCGACCGGGCACAUCGCCGUAGUUUACAUUACGUCCUCCCUGCUCGGUUUCUUCAUGACCGGUUACCUUCCGGUUGGGUUUGAGUUUGCGGCAGAACUUACCUAUCCGGAACCAGAGGGCACAUCGACCGGGCUGCUGAACGCGGCCGCGCAGGUAUUUGGCAUUGCGUUCACCAUGGUCUACUCGGAGAUCCUGAACAGCAGCGGCGAUAUUGUGGCGAAUGUUACGAUGGCUGUGAUGCUCUUUGUCGGUUCGGCCGUAACGGCCAUCAUCCGGUCGGACCUACGCCGCCAGGCGGCUCAAAACCCGAACGCUUAAAUCCUCCCAGUACAAAAAGGAGCCGACUUUUCCACUAGGUCUGGCACCUCGUGCUGGCUGUUUUCAGAAUUGAACAUUUUUACCAGGUGAAAUGUCGAUAGAUGUGUUAUUUAUGCUAACUGUAAAUGUUGUUAAUGUUAUAGAGAAUUUUACGCAACAUGCUCGUUAUGUUUUUCGAAAAGAAAAAGUUUAAUUAAAAGCAAGCAAACAGACUGGCGACACUGAAGCGAUUCACUCGAGCAUACAGAAAAGGGCAAAGGAAUAAUUAUGCCUCGUGAAAACAAUGCCAGCUUUCCGGACUGUAACACCUGUCCAUGUCAUUAUGCUACGCAACAAAAUAAAAACGAUGCAAAGUCAUCAACAUUCACCUCGACAGGCUGCUCUAGCACUGACUACGGUGAAAUAACUUUUGCAAAAGUGGGAAAGUUCCUGGUAGUCUGCCCAUAAAUUCGCAACGGCUAACGACAUUCACAUUUGUCAGCUUCUGGGUUUAUAGUGUGAGGUGAAAGAACAAACCAAUGAAUAUACCAGAGAAUUUCCUCUUGAGUUCACUUUUUUCUCUACUUUUUUCACAACACGUGGCAGCAAAAAAUCAUGAAACCAAAAAAUGAUCUUCAUUAUUCUUCACUAACUAAUGAUUUUUUUUUUGUAAAUAGUGGCCAUUCAACAAAUGCUCGAGCGCAUCGUGGAAGAACUCACUAACAACAACGUCUCAUUUCAUGAUGCUUGCUAUGGGCAUUACCAUGGAGACGCUCGGUAAAUCAAAGCAACCAUCAGAAAAAAGCUAAAAACUAACCUCAAUCAACAGCCCCUCGCCCCCUCCCCAUUAGUUAGUUUAGGCUGAGAAAAAUAUCGACCCGGGGCUGUUUUGAAGUAGAAUACUUCUCUCAGGAAGUUCGGCUACAUAGGGAUGUGAAAUGAAAAUCUAAAACCGAAAAAAGUGAAAAAUAUGUCCAAUUUCAAAUGCUAAUAAAUCGCUUAGUAUUCGAUGGAUUUCCUUCGUUCUUGCAGCAAUAGAUUGGAAAAUCUUCUAAGAUUCUUCCCAAAUGUAGAUAAUUGUAAUUUUAUUAUUCAAACUAUUGUACUAUUGAAAAUAGUCAAGCCUUGUCAAAACGAAAAAUUCGGCCUCUGAUUGGUCGUUAUAUGAUUGCUUCCCAAGCACGGUCGACAGAAUCAUAGACCUUGCCAUUUGAAAUGUGCAAUUUGGCCUAUAUAAGAUCCUGUUUCACUCGGAGCCGCUCAUUAUAAUUCUAGACUGCAACAGGAGCAGUCCUCCCUCAGCAGCAGUAGUGGAUACAGCAGCAGUAGCAGUGCAGCGGAUAACGGCCACAGCUGCGGUAUGGCAACGGAUAGCGGAGCGCGUCUCAGCAUCAAUAGCAGGGCCAGGUGAUGCAGGGCAGCGGAUACCUAUGAUAACGGAAGCGUCCACUACUGUGACAACGGAGAUAGUGCAGCGGUUGACGUUGGUCUCAGCAUCAAUAUAAGCAGGGCCAGCUGAUGCAGUUUGGCAUUUUAGUGAAAUGCUGUCGCUGAGCGAUAGCAGGCACACUAGCAAAUGUAUCCAACGAAAAGAACGUUUUGGAAAGCUUUUCAGUGUUUAUUUUCCCGCAAGGAAUACUUUAUUUGCACUGCCAGUGAUAACGCAAAGAUGUGAUCGGCAUCUUAUCAGACAUUGAAUUAAACAACAAGUUGUCCAUUUCAGGAUGAAAUAAAAACCUAAUUGAAGAGUUAAUAUUUUCUCUUAAAUCAAUUUACACUUUCAAGAAAUUUGGAACAGAUAUAUAUUUGGCUUCAUCUCCGUGUCUCAGAACGUACUGAAUUAUCUUUUCCUUCAGUCAUGAGCACAACAUCCGAAAAGCUGAUGCAGGGACAGCGGAUACCAAUAGCAGCGCAUAGCGGCCAAAACAUUGGCAUGGCUACGGAUAGCGUAGCAGUUGCAGCGGGUUUAGAAUCGAUAGCAGCCGAUGCAGUGAGGCAUUUUAGUGAAAUGCAGUCUCUGUGCGAUAGCGGGCACUGGUAAAUGCAAUCAAUGAAAAGUUGACUGAUUUUGACAACAGAUGAGCCGUCUAGUUUUGAGUGUUCAAUCAGAUUUUCACUGUUUAUUUUAUCACAAGGAAUACUUUAUUCGCACUGUCAGUGAUAACGCCAAGAUGUGAUCGGUAUCUUAUCCGAUAUUGAAUUGAACAACAAAUUAAAAAAUGACUGACACGCAAGCAGCCGGGUUUUCUUUCUUGUAAAAGUAUUCUACUUCAUCGUUGCGGUCGUGGCUUUGCACGCAACCCUCCUGUAAUUUUUAUCUUCUGGAGGGGUUUGUUCAAACUAAACAUUAAACCGGAAAAGAAACACUCUACGGACGACGGAAGCGAGGCGAAAAAAAUUAAUUAAGUUUGAGCUUAUCUUUCUUCCCAAUCUGGAUGGAAGAGGAGGCGAUUUUCUAUUGGCCGAACCGGGUGUUGUGUUGUUUUUUUUUAUUCUGUUAUUUUGGGAUCGGAUUCAAUUGGCUAUGCUAAAAAGAAGAGUGUUUGCGAGUAGGGGAGGCCACUAGAAGGACCUACUAUUUAUUUAAAAUGUCAAAGGGAAGAAAUAUAUGUGGAAUAAUAGACAUUGGAAAGCUGGUCCAUUGGAUUAGGCCAAAAAUAUAUGCAGGAUUUUCCAUAUCGAAUCGUUUUGCUCAAAAUAAUAUGUUUUCGACGGUCAACGUGCUUGCUUUAUAUUCAUCAUGUGAUACUGAUUUUAAUUGCAUGCGAUGGUUUUGGAAUUACAUAAAAACGAAAUUUGUUGAAAAACAGUGAGUGAAAACUGAAAGAUCCAUACUAUAGGAUGAAAACAGUAGCAGUAGAAGGCAAUAGUUAGUAUUAGCUGUGAUAAAUCGUUAUAUUAGACUAGAACACCACGAACAAGGCUUGCUGCUAUAUAAACCCAUACAUCAUAAUAGAAAUUCAGUAGAGAAUACGUUCACAAAACGUUUAGCAGAGCAUAACCUGACAAUAAAUCGCCAUAAGAUAAGAAGCAAAUGUCGCACUAUCGUAUCUAUCGCUAAGAGUAAUAACCCACCAAAUCCCUAUCUAUUAAAAUUCGAGGCUAUGAAAGAAAAAAACAAUUCCCGGACGCUACUUUUGAAGCAUUUUGCUAAUUUUAAUCACUUUCACAAAACAUGAAUCCAGUCAGGGCCAUAUAAAAUGUCAAUCUCAAAAUCGCCUUCGGUUAUGCAACGCUCGUUUUGGUUAGAAUUGCGAAAAGCGCACGGUGUGUUCGUAGCUGCAAAUCGCUAAAAAAUAUAUCUAUAUUUAUAUAUCAAACAACCACCCACACAAACACGUAAUUACAAAUGUUACCCAAUGACAAUAUACUAAAAUACCUGUAGACUAAUCGUAUACAAUAAGAAAGAUAUGUACCUAGAAAUGCACGAACAAAAAGUCAUCAAUACCCAACUAUCAUCGAAAUUCCACAAUGAACUUGUUAUCAAUCAGUAGCAGAGAAAAGGCCAAUAAAUGAAACAAUGUUGCCAAAUUGAAACGUAGUUUAAACUGCUUAAGAUUUUAUGUACGAAAAACCGAAAAGUGAAACGUUGAACUUUAACGACAAUAAAUUAAAGGAGCUAUUUAUACUGAAACAAAAUCAACUUAAAAAGUGUCACACAUUUGCGUUGAGUAUUGCAAUCAAAGAUAAUAAAGAAGAACCUGUUUGAGCUGUAGACAACAAUAAAAAUAACAUAAACAACAACAACCGAAAAAAAAACUAUUAAAAUGGUAGCUGUUUUGGGGGACAACGCAAAUCCACGUAGUAACCUCUAGUGGUACCUUUACCAGCGCUCAGUACUAAAUGUGUCAAUUUUCCCAUGUCUAUAUCCUAGUGGCCAUCGACGUAACAUUUAGAAAAUAACAAUUAUCUACAGCAAUGUGCGACAUGCUUCAUCUUACAGCUAGGAAAAAGACAGAAAAAAAAUUGAACACGGAAUAAUGAUUCCAGAUAGCAGGUGCGAUUUUAAACAUAAUAAAUUGGGAAUUACAA